Messenger RNA from Paramecium octaurelia, 1347 nucleotides. Lineage: Eukaryota; Ciliophora; Oligohymenophorea; Peniculida; Parameciidae. The record is from the annotation of a GenBank genome assembly.
AAAAACUAUGGAAAAGUAAUAUUUUAUAUAUAUUUCCUUAGAGAAGCCUUGGAAAUUACGUUCAAGUACUUUUGCUAUAAAUACACUUAUAUUAACAUGAUAGUUCUCCUAUUAACACUUUAUUAAUUUUAAGGUGCUCCUUUGGCACUCUCACUCUUUUGUAUGAUAUUGAAUGAACUAGUUAUCUGGGUUAAAUAUUCGAAUGGAUAAGUGGUAGACAAGUUUGAUCACAUUCUCCACGUCUUAUUUUAUGUAAGUCUCUGAUGUCAAUUUAGAUGUAUGUCACGCUUAUGUAUUAUUUAGAUCUGAACUCCUACAUUUUCAGCAAUAUAUUCAUAAUCUUGUCGUUCAUUCUAAAAAUAGCAUGUGACAAGAAAUAUAAUGAGUAGCAGGAUUAUUCAACCAUUAUACGAUUGGUAUUUUUAUUUUAUAUUUAGAGUAUAAUUUUCUAUCGAUUUUCACUAUUAAUAGCUAUGCUUUGUAUCACUUUAAAAGUCAACAAUUAUGUAGAUUGGACAUGGUCAUAAACUUUUUGGUGGUAUUGGAUGUUUUUGAGUGGAUUAAUUGGAACAACAAUAACUUUUUUUUUGAUAUUAAUCUCUAAACUAAUUAGGUUUAAAUGCAGCACAAGAAUAAACCAAACAAAAAAUGAAAGUACUACAUUCACACUCUAAAUUAGUUAAAUUAUUAAUAUGGCUAUUGUAUAUUGCAACUUUAAGCAGUGUAAUAGCAGGAAUUUGGAUAGUAAAUACAUUAAAUGAACUUGGAAUUGAUUUCAAUAUAAAAAUAGGAGACGUUUUUAUCUACAUCAUUAUACCUUUGAAUAUUCUCAUAUUUUACACAAUCUCAUAUUCAUUUUUCAAUUCAGUGGUUGAAUAUGUUUUAACAAUAAAUUAAAUUGAAACUACAAAUUCAAAUCCAAAAAUACAUUCAUAAAAUAAAGAGAAAUAAAAUAAGAAGGAGUUAAUUAAGUCAUCAAUUUUCAUGUAAAAACUAUCAAACGCUUACUUUAGAAAAAUAACAACCUUGGAAAUUUCAAAGCUCAAAGAUGCAAGUUAAAAUGAAAUACUAACUGAGAGAAAUAUGAAUAAAAAUAUUAUUAAAAAAAAUAAACCCUUUCAUUGUAAUUCUAAUAACAAAUGUAUUAUCUGUUGUGAAAAAGUUUCGAAUGCAGUAUUUAUGAAUUGUGGCCACGGGGGAAUUUGUUAUUAAUGUGCAAUUCAAGUAGCAUAAAAUUAAAAGGAAUGCUUUCUUUGUAGAUAGAUAAUUUUGUAGAUUUAUGAAAUUGAUGAAAAAGAUGUUAGUAUAUUCAAAAGAGUGAUCUCAAAAACUAGAAUUUCCAAUUGA